AUGGCGCGUUCGAUGAGGUUGUUUCUGGUCCGCCAUGGAGAAACAGUCGAUAACGUAGCCCAGCUCUAUGCUGGCAGUAGAGACUCAGAGCUCACCAAUCAUGGCUACCAACAGGCCACGCGCCUAGGCACUCACUUCCGAGGUGUCGGACUCUCGUUCACGCACAUCUUCUCGUCGCAUCUUCAGCGAGCUGCAAAAACGGCCGGCAAGAUACGCGAAGCGCAAUUGACACGGACCAACGCUGAAGGUCUGCAACAAGCAGUUCCGGAUGUCAUCCAGCUGUCAUUACUCAUGGAGCAGGAUUUCGGGUCGAUGGAAGGGAAGAAAUGGUACGACCGCUCACCGGAGGUGCAGCUGUCUGGCAAGGAGCAUCAUCGGCAGGAGAACAAGGACACGGCUGGGUUUGUGGAUGUGGAGUCGAAAGAUGCCAUGGCACAACGCGCCGACACCUUCCUCGAUGAGCAUCUUCUGCUACUGUUGGAAGAUUCUGCGGAGGCGACGGAUUUAGUGGUUGCCAUAGUCUCCCACGGCAUCUUCCUUUCCAGCCUAUGGAAGCGCAUACUCUUACGUCUUCCUCCAAAGAGUGUUGUGCUUUGCCCAGAGCUCCAAGCGACUGCCCGCCCAUCACUAGAGCAUCUGGGUGGGUGGUCGAAUACUGGCUAUCUGGAAUUGUGCAUGACCAAGACUCUGCUUCCGGACUCAACUCCUGCAUAUUUGCCCUCGUCGCCCGCUGAGACGCCGGCGACGGCUGAGCACGUUGGCAAGGUCGAGCUUCUACCGGCUGCUACAGGCGACGUUGCUACCGACCAGCAAUUAGCGGUAGAGGCACCACCCCUCCCGGCCGGCUUAGGAAUAAUGUCCCCUACACCACGCAUCGCUAAAGGUUGGACAGCGAAGAUCUUGAAUAUUAAUGGUAAAGAUCAUCUCAAGGGGCUCAAACGUACAGGCGGUGGUGUUGGAAGCUCCCGACACGAUGCCUCGCAGAAGAGCAUCGAGACCUUUUUCAAGCGACGCAAGGUUGAAUGA
Molecule: messenger RNA, 1026 nt
Organism: Cucurbitaria berberidis CBS 394.84
Lineage: Eukaryota; Fungi; Ascomycota; Dothideomycetes; Pleosporales; Cucurbitariaceae
Product: phosphoglycerate mutase-like protein
Exons: 2
Coding region: 1-1026 (341 amino acids)
Biological process (GO): negative regulation of programmed cell death; negative regulation of glycolytic process; fructose 2,6-bisphosphate metabolic process
Cellular component (GO): cytosol
Molecular function (GO): fructose-2,6-bisphosphate 2-phosphatase activity
Source: RefSeq, a predicted model, not a curated record